Messenger RNA from Colias croceus (clouded yellow), 5857 nucleotides. RefSeq names its product rootletin (gene Root). Lineage: Eukaryota; Metazoa; Arthropoda; Insecta; Lepidoptera; Pieridae. The coding region runs from base 114 to 5840 and encodes 1908 amino acids. The transcript is spliced from 38 exons. The record is from RefSeq and is a predicted model, not a curated record.
GGGAAGGUUUAACUACGCCGAGGAGCGCUCGGGCUCCGAUCGGCCGUAGAACACCAAGUACGCUACCACAGCGAUCUAAAAAGGAGAAAUCUCCGUCAAGAACUCCACCGGACAUGGAUUCUCCAGUUGGUAGUGUAGGCAGUGAUUUGCGGCGGCAAAAUGAAGAGCUUCGUGCUCGCCUUGCUGGGGAGAGCGCUGAUCACAAGCGGAGGCUCGAUGCCUACCGUCGUGCACAGCAAGGCCAGGCUGCGUUGGUUUCGCGACUUCAAGCAAAAGUGCUGCAAUACAAACAACGAUGCGCGGAACUCGAGAACCAAAUGCUUGAAACAACACCUCGUAGUGAAACGAGUUACCGACCAUCUACUGGUAAAGCUAUAGCACUGCCACCGCCGUCUCUCGCUACGUCUUCUAGUGACACUCGCAGGGAUGAGCGUAUUUCUGAUUUGGAGACCGCACUCAAGAGAUUGGAUGAAGAGAAACGCAAAUGUGAAAAGUUAGUAUCCCAAAACAACUUGCUCCGAGACCAACUGGAAGAGUCACAUCAGCUGAACGAGGCUCUCACAAACGACUUGCAAAAGCUCACCAAUGAUUGGGAGGGACUGCGGGAUGAAAUGGCUAUCAAAGAGGAUGAGUGGAAGGAUGAAGAGCAGGCCUUCAACGACUAUUACUCCAACGAGCACAAUCGUCUCCUCAAUCUCUGGCGUGAGGUGGUCUCCGUUAAACGAUUCUUCUCUGAACUGCAAACAAACACUGAACGGGAUUUGUACAAAGUGAAGAAUGAUAUUGAUUCCGCUGCAAGAGAUCUGGUUGGGACGCUCAGUGGAUACGCUAUCACGGCGUAUGCUAGUCAUGGGAGCUCUAAGCCUGAAUCUACCCAAGCCCAAUCUUCUACACCCAUAUCAGCAAUCGAAAACCUUCGAUCCGACUUGCACACGGCAAAUACGCAACGAGACAAUGCACUUUCUGAGCUGCGGGAAAGAGACGCGCGUAUACAAAGACUAUUACAGGAGUUGCAAGGAUUGGAGGAGCGUUGCGAAUGUGCAGAGGCGUUAUGUUCAGAGGCGAAUAUAAUGCGUUCUGCGUUAGAAGAAGUGGCUCGAGCGUUGAUACAGGACUCGGAAAGUGAUGCACCACCCACACAUAUGUAUUCCAGUGAUAGGUCUCCCAAACGAGGUGUACCCCAAGCAGCAAAUGCCACAGCGUUCGCGGAAAGUACCAUCUCAGCUCUACAGGCCGCUUUGCACAAGUAUCAGAUACAAAUACACGAGUUGCAGGUUAAACUGCAAAACACAAGGGAACAACUAAUGACAUGUCGCAAACAUUCCGACUCAGCUGACAAUACGCUCACUUCAUUGGAGAACAAAGUGCAGGAUUUGCAAGGAAAGUUAGAUCAAACUAACACAGAUCUCAAUCAAGUCGUGCAAGAGAAGGAAUCUCUUCAGAAAACCGUAGAAGCGUUGCGGUGUGAUAAGAACAACUUGGAGCGGAAUAGAGUCGAAAUUAACGCUAUGGUGGAAUCCCUAACAUCGGAUUACGAAAAACUGCAAAAGGUCAAUCAUCGUUUGGAGAAAACUAUAGAAGCUUUGGAAGGAGAGAAGAGAUCUCUCAACUCUGAAGUGGAGCAUUUGCAUAGAGAGCUGACCAGCAGGGACUCUGUUUUACGUUCUGAAGAAGAACGUUCAUCCCGUCUCCGUUCGGAUUUAGUGUCGACUCGUGAAGAACUAAAUAAAACUGCUCUAGCAAGAGAUCUGUUGGAACAACAGAAGUUGGAAGCGGACGCUAUACUGUCGCAAAUGGAUAAGAACAGAAGUGAGCUAGAAAUAGAGCUGGAGCGCACGCUGCUCGAGCGAGGCGAUUUGCAAGAUCUUGUUGAGAAGCUGCAGAAUCUGGUUAGAAACCUCGAGAGUGAUAAGAAGAAGCUUAUGGAAGAUGUUAAACAUUUAGAAGACGAGAAAUCAUCUCUCUCCAACCAAUCAUCAGAACAACAGGGCGACCUGAACUCUCUGCGCAAAGAGUUACUCGCCGCAGAACAACAUCGAAUGGAGUUAGAGGCAGAUAAAGCGAGUCUGUGCGAGAAGAUCAAGUUCUUGGAAGGAGAGAGAGAGAAAGUAGAGAUGGAGUUACGACAAGUUGUUAGGGAACGUGGCGAGUUAAGUUCCCAACUGACAGCGAUGGCGCGUAAGAAAGACGCGCUAAACGAAGAGAUCAUACGUUUGACACAACGGCUCGAACAAGCGCAAGAGACGAUUGGUAGAUUGAACCGCACUAUAGAAGACCAUGUUAAGGAGGGCGAGGAACGACAGAUCCUCAUAGACAAUCUAGACAAAGACAAGCAACACCUCCAAGAGCAAUUAGCGAGUGUUCGCUCUGAAAAAGACGCGUUAGAAGCCGUACUAUUCGAUACGGCCAAUAUGUUAGAAGAUGCCGAAAAUAGGAGGAGCAAGUUGGAACAUGAUUUGCAGGAAACUCUUGUACAACAGGAGAACUUUAAAGGUCAAAUAACCCGUCUGACCAAGGAUCUAGAAAGCACAGAGAAGAAGCUUCGAGAAACAAAGAGCAGUAUGAGUCAACAGUCCGGUAAGAAGGAGGCGGAGUACCAGCAAGUUAUCACUAACCUCAAUAGAACUACUACGGAGAAUAUUACCAAGCUAAAGGAAGAAAAGGAGCAAUUACGCCAAGCGCUUGAACAAAAGUUGAGUCAAACGAUAGCAACACUAACGAGCGAGAAGGAAGUAUUAGAAGCUAGUGCGAGGGAAAGAGAGAAGAAGCUACUGGCUAUUAGAGAUCAGCUUAUAUUGCAACAUGAUGAAGCGAUGUUACGAGCUGAGAAUGAUAAGCAACAAGCUUUGCUUAUGGCACACCAAGAACACCAAGCUCUUAUAGAACGCUUAGAAGAAGCGAAACGCAUUCUCGACUGUGAGCAGAACAAGCUUGAGCGUUGUAAGCGAGACGCUCAAGCGAGAAGCGAUCAGGAUAGAAACCAUAUCAACCAGCUCAAAGAUGAUCUGGCCGCUUUGAAAACUAGACUGGAAGAGGCUAAGGCAGCAGCAGAAGAUGAAUGCGCGAGAUUCGAAAACCGAAUCAAAGAAUUGCAUUUAGAAAAGGAAGCGAUUAACCGCGAGUGCCAAGAGACACGUGCGCAGCUCUCAUUGGCUGAGGACAAGUAUGACGCUGCGUAUGCGCAGCUGCAGGAUACUAUACGCAAGUUGAAGGAUUUGGAGAACGAAACAGAGAGUUUGCGCAAAGAGCUCGGCGAUACACGCCGUCAGCUCAGCAACUGUACUGCGGAGCGUGAUAAGUAUCACAGCGCGUGUACGGAGCUACGUGAGCAUGUGAAGCGUGCAGAGCUCGAGCGGAGAGAUGCUGCAAGGGAUAGAGAUGAGGCCUAUCAUAAGAUCGCUGGACUGGAAGAAACUCGUACUUCCCUAGAACUCGAACUCACACGGGUACAAACAUUGCUAAAGGAGUCGGAAACUAGCGGGCAGCACGUGGACAGAUCGCUGCGCACUACGGAGGGACAGUUGAAGCGGGAACGAGCUGCCUUGGAACAGGCGCAGCAUGAUAUUAAGGAGUUGCAGUCGAGACUACAGAACGAAAGCGAAGAACGCGAACGCGUAUCUAACGAGGCGUGUACAGCAAAACGUCAUGGCGCUGAGUUAGAAGCAUUGCUGGGUGCUUCUCGUGCUGAUCUCGCCGCUGUGAGACAGCGGGCCGCUGAACUUGAAGAAGCUUGUCGGGCGAGGGACCAGGAACUGGUGUUGCGUCUCGAAGAUUGUCGCUCGAAAGAACGACGGUUAGAAGAGCUCAAACACAACUUGGAAGUGUGUCUAGCGGACGCUACGCAACAGAUUCAAGAACUCAAGACGCGUCUAAACGCAAGCGAGGGCCGUUCCCGCGCAGUCGAAGCAGCACUAACCCAAACUGAAGCAGCCCGCCGUGACGCAGACACACGUCUCUCCUCAGUAGCGCAUACACUGCGCCGUGUGUGUGGAGUGCAACCUGAUGGGACCAUACAACACGCUGCCAGGAGACGGUUGGCCAGUCCGGCCAGGAGAUAUAGCCCGCAUAGAGCUCGCGAACAUUCAGAGGAUCGCAACGAGAUCAUUGACGUGGAUCCUGAGAUGAUCAAGAAGGGAGUCCGCAAUCUUAUGCAUGAAGUCUGUCAGAUUGAAAGAGAAAGGGAUGAUUUUAAAACACAGAUGAAUGUGCUCAAGAAACAGCUUAAGGAAGUGACUGAACAACAAGGUAAAGGGGAAGGAAAACUACAAUCAGUGAGCACCAGUCUCCGCGGCGCUCAAGAGGAGAGAUCUCGCUUGCAAGCUGCGUUGGGUCAAAGGGACGCCCAACUUAAUGCACUAAAUGAAUCUGUGCAAACGAAGACAGUGGAAAUCAGCAACUUGCGCGACAAGAUUACAAGCUUAGAGGCCACGUUGAGUUCUAUCACUGAAGAAAAAGUACAGAAUGAGAAUAAAUCUGAAAAUCUUCGUGGACAAGUUGCCGAGCGGAUUCAGGAAGUGGCACAACUUCGGGAGGCUUUAGCUGCCGCGGAAGGUCGUGCAUCCCGACUGGACGUGCGUCGCGCGCAAUUAGAAGGAGACGUGCAGCGCGCUGCCGUCGCCGCUAGGGACAGGGAACAAGCGCUUAAGAAACUUCAAGAUCGCUGCGAAGGUUACAUGCGAACGAUAGCCUCUCUAGAAGACAGGUGUACAUCUCUCAAGGGAACAGUGGAACAACUGUCCACGUCUCUGCAAAAAGCAGCAGCCGCUGAAACAGAUCUACGGGCUGAAGUUAGCAAGACGCAAAGAUUGUUGAACGAAGCGAAAAUUAACGAAAAUAACGCUAUGGACAAGUUGAGGCAGAUGCAGAAGAAUAUUGCUAAUUGUGAAAACGAGCGUCGUGUGCUAGCAGAGAAGUUGGAAAGUGCCAAAGUGGCCGCGAGUGAAUAUAAACGAUUGAACUGUCAACUGGAGGACCAAGUGCAUCGUCUUACCAACCAGCUAGCUAACCUUGAAGCUCAGAAAGCGGACCUAGAAUCACAGUUACGUAUGACAACAUGGGAUGGCAAGGAAAGCACUAACAGUACUGAACUAGAGAGAGAGUUACACGCACUGCAGAGAGAGAGAUCCGAGUUAAAGGCGAAGAAUGACGCAUUACAAGAUACUAUGAGAAAGAUGGAGGCUGAGAGGAGAAUGACUCGACCGGUGUUGAGGAGCAAGAGCCAUGAUAGGACUGAUAAGUGCGUGUUUUACUCGGAUUUGGAUUCGGGUGCGGAUUCAUCCAAAGACUCCCGUAUCUACAAAGAUUACAAGGACUACAAGGAAAUACCGUGCAAAGACAAACCGUACGGUGCGGACUUCACUCUGCUCGAGUUGGAAAAUAGAGAGUUAAGGAUGAAGAUACGGCGCUUGGAGAAGGAAUUAGCUGAUAAGGAGGCGGAACUAUCGAUAGCUCGCAACCGCUACCUAUCGGAAUUGUCUACGGGCGGGAAUAGACAAGACGCUGACCAGUACAAGCAGGCCGCGCUGCAGGCCGAGCGGUUGCUCGACGCGCGGGAGGCCAGCCAUAGACAGCAGAUUAUACGCCUCGAGAAUCAGCUGAGCCAGGUCCGCGCACAGUUGGCAGCGGAGGUCCGUAGGCGGCAGAGCUACGUGUCGCGCUCGGGCCGCGCCGCGCGCGACAUGCAGCGCCUGCGCGCCGCGCUCGGCGACUCGCUGCGGACCGUCGCACAGGAUCCAGCGUUAGAUUCAUACACGUUAGAACACGAAGCUCGCAAGUUGGACAGCACCUUAGCUCACAGUCUGCCGCCGCUCAACGAUAGCUACGACUCCUCAAAAUGCUGAAGAAAUUGUGCAAGAAA